Molecule: messenger RNA, 3161 nt
Organism: Hyaena hyaena (striped hyena)
Lineage: Eukaryota; Metazoa; Chordata; Mammalia; Carnivora; Hyaenidae
Gene: CFAP97
Product: cilia and flagella associated protein 97
Exons: 5
Coding region: 173-1744 (523 amino acids)
Biological process (GO): spermatogenesis
Source: RefSeq, a predicted model, not a curated record
GCGGGAGGCGCGCGAGGUGGCAGCGGCGGCCCAGGAGCCCAGGUAAGCGGCGCGCGGGCAACCCUUGCUGCCCCGCCCGCUCCGCGCCCGCCACCCUCCCCUCCGUUCGGGAUCCGUUUCCCCUCUCCGGAGCCCCGGCUGCGGCGAGCACGCAGGAUAUAUUUUUACCAUCAUGGAUCGGUUUGGAGAUAUAUCAGAAGGUGAAGUGGACCAUUCUUUCUUUGACAGUGAUUUUGAAGAAGCAAAGAAAUGUGAAAGUAACUCAGUUUUUGACAUGCAAAAUGAUGACCCUAAAGAGAGAAUAGAUAAAGAUACAGAAAAUGUAAACUUGAAAUUUGGAAUACAAAGAAAAGAAAAUGAAAUAAAAAAGAAAAUUCCUCCAGAAGAAUACCCCGUAGAAAAUGAUAAUACGCGAACCAGAAAUUCUUUAUCAUUGACCACUUCAAGGUCAAAAAAAUUGUGGGAUGCUACAACAGGGCAUAAAAUGCACUUGCCCAUGCCAAGUAGAAUUCCCAAAAUUGUAAAAGAAGGUGAAGAUGAUUAUUAUACAGAUGGAGAGGAAAGCAGUGAUGAUGGGAAAACGCAGCAUGUCAGGUCCAAGACAGCUAAACCACCAAAUAACCUUAAAAAAAACAUAAGUAAAAAGUAUUCCAAAAGUAAUUCCUCUUCCUCUUCUUCCUCAUUGUCCUCCUCAUCUUCAAGUUCAGGUACAGAUUGUUCAGAUACAGGGUCUGAUAAAUGUAUUUCUGAUUCAUCUCCAUCAUUAAAGAAACGACUGUCUGGUGUAACCCACUUGUCACCAAAACAGAAAUAUAAAUCAGGAAUAAAAUCAGCAAGAACACGGCCUUCAAGUACUAAACUAAAAGUCAGUGACUGCACUGAGGAAUCUGAAGAUACUGUGACAGAUGUCACUCCUCUCUCAACUCCAGACAUCAGCCCUAUUCAGUCUUUUGAACUGGGAGCAUCAAAUGAUCAAAAAGUAAAAAUUAAAAGGCAAGAAAACGUGAGUCAAGAAGUAUAUGGAAAUGUUGAGGAUUUAAAAAAUAAUUCAAAAUGUUUGAAAUCCACCAGAAAGGGAAAAGAAAAAACUGGACCUGAUCUCACUCCAAAAUCUUCAGUGUUAGAUUCCAGUUUAGACCACAGAUAUAAACAAAAAGUCGUACAUGACACAAUGGACCUUAAUCAUCUUUUGAAAGCUUUUCUGCAAUUAGAUAAAAAAGGACCACAGAGACACCACUUUGAUCAGCCUUCAGUAGCACCAAGGAAAAACUACUCUUUCACAAGAGAGGAGGUGAGACAAAUUGAUAGGGAAAAUCAGAGGCUUUUGAAAGAACUCUCAAGACAGGCUGAAAAGUCAGGAAGCAGAAGUACAAUACCUAGAAGAUCGAUUGUUCAUCCCCCUAAGUUAUAUCACAGUGCCCUCAACAGGCAGAGGGAACAGCAAAGGAUUGAAAGAGAAAAUUUGGCUUUAUUGAAAAGGCUUGAAUCUGUGAAACCAACAGUUGGUAUGAAACGCUCUGAACAACUGAUGGACUACCAUCGCAAUAUGGGUUAUCUCAGCUCAUCUCCAUCCUCCAGACGAGUGAGAUCAACUCUUGGCCAGUAUACCCCACUAAGAGGAGCUUCUAGAACAUCCAGUGCCACCAGUGGUCUCAGUUGUAAGAGCGAGCGACCAGUUUUUGACACAUCCAGUGGCCUGCUACUAAGACCUAAACCCCCUAAUGUUCGUACAGCUUGGUUAUAAAAACUCUUUUACUUCAAACAUUGUUCAUCCAGGUCUUAUUGAAGUGCUCUUGUAUAUUACUAUAAUUCUCUGUAUAAACAUCUGUAAUUUAAGGUUUUUAACAGUGAGUUCCAAUUUUAUUGUAAUUCAGUGCAAAAUUUCUUCAAAAAGACAGUUUAAUGUAAAAUCAGUGUUUCCUAUGAGGAUGUAUUUCUAUGAGGUGUGUAUGUAUUUGAUAGAGAAAUGGUAGAUGCAUGCAUGUUUUCUCAACAUAGAAAUUGAUUCAGAUCUUACAGUGACAAAAGAGUUGUGAUAAUAUCACUGUAUGUUGGACCAAGAUGUUAACUACAUUGUUGUUCUUUCAUGUGUUUUUAAAAUUUUUUAUGACUUUUAAACCAUGAACAUAGCUCCUAAAUAUAACUUUGUUUUCAAAAUCUUUGUUCCAGAAUUUAGGUGGUAUAACUCAUAAUUUGAUUGUAAGAUUUGAUUGUAUAUUUAUUAUGAAACAAACUUGCAAUUUGUUUUCAUUGGUGGAGCGGAUUCAGAUUUGGUGAGCACAUUGUGAGAAGCUUGUACUAGGGUGGUCCUUGUGAUUCACCAAAGGCAUCUACUACCUCUGUGUAAGUAAGUAUGCUGAGUUAGAUCUUAAAAAUGUGAGCAACCAUUCCAAACCAUUUCCAGCUGUGAGUAUUAUUAGGAAGUUCAUCUUGGAAGCUCCUCUUCCACAUUCAGGUAAAGUACCACUAAUGAUGCUAAGAAAUGAGGUAGACUUUAGAGCUACAGUCCACUACAUUGUGAAUAGGUUGUCCAAGGACCGGAUCACCACAAGCAAAAGCAGGUAUGUGUCGAGCACGGAAGCACCACCAGUUUGAAAAGCCAAGAAGCAGAUCCUGAGUUGUGUCAGAACAGUGUUUUAAGGGAUACUGUUACAAGUUGUGUUACGUUUAGUAUUUACUGUAUUCAGAGAGGAGGUAAAUAAGAAAUGCAUGGUCUUGAAGCUUUAGAAAUUCCAGCUACUAUAUUUAAGGACUGAGAAAGCAAGUUAAAAUAUGAAUGGUAGAGGAGAAAUACCCUACAUUUCACUUUGUUGAGGCUACUUAAAAUGUCAGCUAAUUUUCUUGUUUGGUCAAGACUUUAGAGUUGAAUCCUGGCAGAACUGUUUUUGCCAGUCCCACUUUGCACUUCCUGGUGAUCUUAAUUGAAUGACUGAUGGCAAAUAGGGUGUCAUAUAGUUGACUCUUGAAAUCAGAAUAUUUCUCUGUCCAUCUGUGGACUGUCAUGUCAUACAGCUGAGUACAUCUUGGUCACCGCCGCUUCUGCUGUUGUAGCCAUCACUGUGUCAUUAUCACUUUGUCUUUACUGGCCUUUUCAGUAUACCUUUAGAAUGUACAGGGAACUUUCCAUAUUAAAUGCCAAAUCUUUCUUUUUUUAAUGUGAA